AUGGAUAAGCUGAAGAACGCUCGAGGCGGAUCAGUAGCGCUCAACACAGGCUAUCACAUUCCACUCGUUGGUUUCGGAACUUACAAAGUCGAAGGAAACCAGGUGCUCCCGGCGAUCGAUGCUGCUCUUACCGCUGGAUAUCGGAUGUUUGACACUGCAAAGUAUUAUAACAAUGAGAAAGAGUUGGGUGAUGCUUUCAAGAUUCUACUCCCAAAACACAAUCUAACUCGUCAGGAUAUUUUCAUCACAUCGAAAUUUUUCCCAGAAAUGGACGACUGUCUAAUAGGAAGUCAUAAGCUCAUUGACGAGUCGUUGGAGAAGCUUGAUACCAACUAUAUCGAUAUGUAUUUGGUGCACUAUCCGAAACCAAAAGAUGCUCCAGACGAAGAUGUCAAAAAUGCUGAACGUCGAAAGCUCACUUAUCAAGCGUUUGAGGAAGCCAAAGACGCCGGUAAAAUUCGUUCUAUUGGGGUGUCGAAUUACGAAAUUUAUCACCUGGAGGAGCUCAAAAGCUAUGCUAAAUAUCAACCUUGUGCGAAUCAAGUCGAAUUUCAUCCACAUUUCACUCGUAGUAAGCUUCAUGCAUACUGCCGAGAUAAUGGCAUUUUCUUCCAGGCAUUCUCAUCACUUGCCAGACAAGCUCCCGAACUCAUUGAGGAUUCCGUUGUCGUUGAAAUGGCCAAAGAACACGACACUACUGUUCCACUUAUUCUUCUUGCAUGGGCUCGCUGCCAAGGUGUUGGAAUCGUGCCUAAGUCUGCCACACCGGCUAGAGUUACAGAAAACUUCAAGGUGAUUGAUGUCGUGCUGACUCCGGAUGAAAUUAAAUUAUUGGCGGAUCUGAACCGUAACAAAGACUACAUUCGAUGCACCGGUUGGCUCGUUAAGUAG
Caenorhabditis remanei is the source of this 891-nucleotide messenger RNA. RefSeq lists its product as uncharacterized. Gene Ontology annotation, molecular function: oxidoreductase activity. NCBI's taxonomy places the organism in Eukaryota, Metazoa, Nematoda, Chromadorea, Rhabditida, Rhabditidae. The coding region runs from base 1 to 891 and encodes 296 amino acids. The record is from RefSeq and is a predicted model, not a curated record. The transcript has 5 exons.